GCAGCUGAAUGAAGUAGACGGGAGGAAGUGGCGGUUAAUGCAGCUCCACACCUUUCCGGUGUAGCAGCACUGCGACCAGCUCGACUUAAAGGAGAAAGGAGAGAGCUGGGUGUAUUUAUCGAGACAGGAGGGGGCGAUAGGAGGGGGACGAGAAGAGGAGUUUCAUGAGUGGAUACAUGUGUUGCUGAGUCACCGAGGGGGUUUCUUUGAAAAACGUCCCUUCCAGCACGGUGAAGUUACCCGGCGCGACGCUUGAUGGACUAGCCGCAGAAAGCUGCUUUUCUCCUCCGGUAACCGUGAAGAGAACAAGGGCGCACCCGAUGAGGAGGACCGCCAGACACAAGCACCAGAAGGAAUUCAUAAGUACCGCAGCUUUUUUCGGGGCCUUGUAUACACGCUGUGUCUGCUCCCUGCAGUUUUUAAUCGCCACGGCCUGUCUUUGUCACGCAGCUUAAUGUUGUUUUGGGCAACAAAAUGAACGUCCUGCAACAGCUGCUGCUAAGUUCUUAGUGUAACCGUGCCAUGCUGUGUACAGGCCCUGCAAACAUUGUGGUACUCUGAACGUAAAUGUACUUCACAGGACGCACAGACUCAAGUAAAAAGUACUGUUUGAUAGGAUAGGGUUUAACAUGAAUGUGCAUUUUUGAGUCCCCCCCCACACACACACACUCUCACACAUAUGCUCUUCACUGAGUCAUGUUUUCACAAGUAAGCCCAUGAACUGAAGCUAUAGGCAAAGUGAAUAAUUAUCUGCACGGUAUCAGACAUUUCUUUUUCUCGUUAGGAACAAAGUAUUUAUGCACAAGAGUUCAAAAUGGGGAAAGUGCUCUCAAAAAUAUUUGGCAACAAGGAGAUGAGAAUAUUAAUGCUUGGACUUGACGCUGCUGGAAAGACAACAAUUCUUUACAAACUGAAACUCGGACAGUCUGUCACCACAAUCCCCACGGUCGGCUUCAAUGUGGAGACUGUCACCUACAAAAAUGUCAAGUUCAACGUCUGGGAUGUUGGGGGCCAAGAUAAGAUUCGUCCUCUGUGGCGACACUACUACACGGGCACCCAAGGGUUAAUUUUCGUGGUGGAUUGCGCGGACAGAGAUCGCAUCGACGAGGCAAGGCAGGAACUUCACCGCAUCAUCAAUGACCGGGAGAUGAGGGAUGCCAUCAUCUUGAUAUUCGCCAAUAAGCAAGACCUUCCCGAUGCCAUGAAGCCACAUGAAAUCCAAGAGAAGCUCGGAUUGACCCGCAUCCGGGAUAGGAAUUGGUAUGUUCAGCCCUCCUGUGCGACCACAGGUGAUGGACUGUAUGAGGGCUUGACAUGGCUAACCUCAAAUUACAAAUCUUAAUGAUUGAGUGCAGACUGUUUUAGGUCAAAAAUAUAACAUUGCAAGUAACAAAUAACUUCUCAAAAUGAGUAUGGUUAAGAAAGUUGAUUAUCUCCCAUUUAUUUUUAAUACUACGUUUUCCCCACAACUAAUUUAUCUCUUUAACUGGAUUUGCUGGCUUAAAGUUUGCUUGUACUGUAGCAGGCCUAUAUAUCCCAUUCAUUAUUUUGGGGCUUGCUUGAUGAAUAUUGAAUUAAUUGGUCCUAAAGCAACAGAGAUCACCAUGUUUGCCUAUUCUUUUCCCUGUUUUGUAUAAUUUUUCUAAUGAAGCUGACGUUUUUAUCUUCAUUCUUGGGCUAAAGUUUGUUUCAAGGUGCUUCAGUCUGUUGCAUUGAGCUUGGAUCUUUUUCUUUUCUUUUUUCUUCUGAGGUGGAAUCUUUAAUUUCAUGUAGCCUACGUGAAGGACUUUGACAUUUGUCUUAAAGUACUGUGCUGAAAAGUAUUUCUUCUCAAUGGUAUUGACCAGAAAUUUUCACCAUUGCUUACAUUUCAUUGUCAUCAGAGGGGGGAAAAAAAGACUAGACAUGUUUUGUUACCCUUCGAAAUCACCUUAUGUGGACUAUAGUUUACAGAUUGACCUGAUUUGUGUCAAUUCCUGAUACAUAAUUGUGCUGAAUAUUCAACAAAUAGGCCUCCAGUAACUCUUUAACAUGCUUGUCGGGGUGCAUCUUUAAUUUUGGGUAACACGCAGUCAGUAGACGCAAUCUUUCCAAAGGAAUGUCAUUCAGCUCUGAGCUCUCUCAAUCUGAUACCACAGUUGAUUAGUCUCAGUAUUGGGACAUUAUAUGAUAGCCUAUAUCUGUAGCAUGAGUACGAAAGUACAGUAACCCUACAUCAGAGUCCAUCUGUCGUGCAGUCAGAGGGAGCUGUGUUGAAAACACCCAGUGGUGCAGCUCUUACUCCUAUUUUGACUGGGGGAACCAUGUACAGAACAAUGUCAUUGUAAUGUCUUAUUAAAAAAGUGAUUUUAAAUCUG
Molecule: messenger RNA, 2357 nt
Organism: Micropterus salmoides (largemouth bass)
Lineage: Eukaryota; Metazoa; Chordata; Actinopteri; Centrarchiformes; Centrarchidae
Gene: arf6b
Product: ADP-ribosylation factor 6b
Exons: 2
Coding region: 815-1342 (175 amino acids)
Biological process (GO): vesicle-mediated transport; intracellular protein transport
Cellular component (GO): cytoplasm
Molecular function (GO): GTPase activity; GTP binding
Source: RefSeq, a predicted model, not a curated record